Rubroshorea leprosula is the source of this 1118-nucleotide messenger RNA. NCBI's taxonomy places the organism in Eukaryota, Viridiplantae, Streptophyta, Magnoliopsida, Malvales, Dipterocarpaceae. The record is from the annotation of a GenBank genome assembly.
AUUCGGCGGUUGGGAACAGCCAAACCAGUCUUCGACUUGGUCAAAACUUAAAUUGGACCCAAAAAGCAAAAUAGCUUACGAAACUCCACCUGAAAACAGAGCUCUGAAAUCGAAACAACAACCAAUUCAAUGGAGAUGAAUAGUGAAUUAUCGGACCCAUUUCCUUUCGGGUCGGACUCGACUGGGAACCACAAGCCGGAGAUGUCGAGUUCUACCGAUUCAGGUGCUGGCGGGCGGAGAGGUUCUCACUCUGACGAGGAAGUUCUGCUGGCAACGAGCAGGCCGAAGAAACGUGCAGGGCGGAAGGUGUUCAAGGAAACUCGGCAUCCAGUUUUCAGGGGCGUCCGGAAGAGGAAUAAAGGCAAAUGGGUUUGCGAAUUGAGGGAGCCUAAGAAAAAGACUCGCAUUUGGCUCGGAACCUAUCCUAGUCCGGAGAUGGCUGCUCGGGCUCACGACGUGGCUGCAUUGGCAUUCAGGGGAAAGGGUGCCUGUCUUAAUUUUGCCGACUCUGCAUGGAGGUUGCCGGUUCCACCUUCUAAGUCAGCUGUGGAUAUCAGGAGAGCUGCAGCAGAGGCGGCGGAAAUGUUUAGGCCUGAAGAGUUCGAAGCAGUACACGGCGCCAGUGAUUCCACGCAGGAAAGUGGUAAGGUUUGUGACGGUGAAGUUUCCAGCUACGACCAUAAUGCAGAAAACAACGAAAGUUUAGAUGAAAAUAUGGUUUCGCCAGAAUUCAUUGAUGAAGAGGCGAUUUUCGACAUGCCAGGUUUGCUUGCUAACAUGGCUGAAGGGCUUUUGCUCACUCCACCUCGUUCUGAUUCUAUGGAGCCUGAUGAAACUGAAAUUGAUGGGUCAUUAUGGAGUCAUACAUUCUGAUGUCACGAUCCUGAAAAAAAAGGAAAUUAGUAAUUCAUUUUGAUGCACUUAAAAAUUAGAAUAGUGCGAAAGUUAAUUCAUAUUGGAGUCUGGGAUAGGUGACAUUCAUUCUUUUUUUGUUAUAGGUUAAUUAACCUACUCUGUUUUUGCCUUUUGAUUUCCUCUCUGUUUGUUAUACAAAUGUAAAAUUUUUUUGAACAACGUUAUGCAAAUGUGCAAUAAUUCAAUAUAAUUGUGGAUUCACU